This is a messenger RNA of Eutrema salsugineum, 988 nucleotides long. Its product is annotated as LIM domain-containing protein WLIM1. Lineage: Eukaryota; Viridiplantae; Streptophyta; Magnoliopsida; Brassicales; Brassicaceae. Gene Ontology annotation, biological process: actin filament bundle assembly. The transcript is spliced from 5 exons. Gene Ontology annotation, molecular function: actin filament binding. The record is from RefSeq and is a predicted model, not a curated record. Gene Ontology annotation, cellular component: actin cytoskeleton; plasma membrane. Bases 171 to 740 code for a protein of 189 amino acids.
GUUUUCAAUAUAUCUGGUCCCCAUAUUGAAAACCAAGCAACAAUAAUUGACAAUCUCUUUCUUUCAUCAUCAUCUUAUUCCACCUCUUUAUCUCUCUCAGCAACGAUUGAGUUUUCUUCUUCUUCUUCUUCCGACUCUUGGUCUGAUCUCUUACAAGAAACAACACACAAAUGGCGUUCGCAGGGACAACCCAGAAAUGCAUGGCCUGUGAAAAAACCGUUUAUCUCGUGGACAAGUUAACCGCAGAUAACCGGGUCUACCACAAAGCCUGCUUCCGAUGUCACCAUUGCAAAGGAACUCUCAAGCUUAGCAACUACAACUCAUUUGAAGGAGUUCUCUAUUGCAGACCACAUUUCGAUCAAAAUUUCAAGAGAACUGGAAGUCUUGAGAAGAGCUUCGAAGGGACACCAAAGAUCGGAAAACCCGAUAGGCCUUUGGAGGGAGAGAGACCUGCUGGGACCAAAGUGUCGAAUAUGUUUGGUGGAACACGAGAAAAAUGCGUUGGCUGCGACAAAACCGUGUAUCCAAUUGAGAAGGUGUCGGUGAAUGGGACAUUGUACCACAAGAGCUGCUUCAAGUGUACACAUGGAGGCUGCACAAUAAGUCCUUCGAAUUACAUAGCUCACGAGGGGAAGCUUUAUUGCAAGCAUCAUCAUAUUCAGCUGAUCAAGGAGAAAGGAAAUUUAAGCCAGCUCGAAGGAGGAGAUAAUGCCGCUAGGGAAAAAGUCGUCGCUGCUUAAAAGAAACAGUUCAAUCUCCCUGGAUGAUUUUGACCACCUAAGAGAACCAAUAGUGUCACUACUUCUCGAUCGAUAACAUUUAUUGGUUUCGUUUCUCUUAAGUUUGUGUUCUUUCUUUUUUUUUGUUGUCUUUGAUGUUGUUUCUUUUGGUAACUUUGUUGUCUCCUACGGUGAUAUGUUCACUCUUUGUUGCGUUUCUUGAGAUGAUUCAAAAAAUAGAGAAAUAAUGGAUGUUUGCUUAUGGUAUA